UGCCAUGCAACCGUUGACGUCUUUUUGGACGUCGUUCAUUGAUAAGGCGCUACAACACUAUCAGAAACAGUGAGCCAGAGAAAUUUUGCGCUAUAUUUACAAAUCUUUUUGUUUAAGUUACGUGUUUGAAGCAAUAAUGAAACCGUCCUUGGACUCUGACGAGGAGGAGGAAUUAGGAGCAUUUCAGAAGACUCUGAGAGAGCGAGCUAACCGCAGCAUCCAGCACCUCUCCAGCAUGUUGGCCAGCCACAGCUCUGACUCUGAGUGUUCAGAAGCAAAGCAGCAGCAGGAGAAGCUCAGCCCUCUGCUGCUAAACCCUCCUCCACCAGUUCAACAGAGCGAAGCAGUCAAUCAGCUGCGUUCCUUACUUCAAAAGCAGUCCAAAGAUUCAAAUGUUGCAUCCCCUUCUCCUUCCAAGAGGAAAUUAACUGGAAAGCAAAGAGCCACAGAUGAGAGUAAUAGCAGUUUGCCUGGUGUUCACGACUUGGUUCCCAUCAUCCACAAUCAGUCUGAGUACAUUCAACACCUGGAGGCUGAGGUCAAGUUCUGCAAGGAUGAACUCCUCGGAAUGAAACAGAGAGUGAGAGUGGUGAUUGUGGAGAAUGAGAAACUACACGAGGAGCUGAAAGCAAAGGCAGUUGAAGAAACUCUUAAAGAAUACACAUUUGUAGACAGCACAUUAAACGUGGAGCGCACACCAGACACAACUUCAAAGCAAAGACUUGACUCCAUUAAUCAAGCUGAGGACCUCAAAUGGAAGAAAGAAAUGGAGCAGCUGAAGUGUCUUUAUCAAGCACAAACUGAGACCCUGGAGGCUCAAGUGGUCUCCCUGAAGAAAGACUUGGCGAGCAUUCAGAAGGAAUAUGAGGAAACGAAAGAACGACUGAGGCACAAAGAAGCAAUGGCUGUGGCGGCGGGCAGUGGUCAGCGUGUGGGUGGUCUGUGUCUGAAGUGUGCCCAGCAUGAAGCAGUCCUGGCAGAGACACACUCUAAUGUUCAUGUACAGAGCAUUGAAAGACUUACUAAAGAGCGGGAUGAGCUGAUGACCGUUCUCUGCUCUCUGAGAGCCAGUCAGACUGAGACCCAGCAGAGAGAGUGGGCCGCCUAUCAGCAGGUCAAACAGGCGGUGGAGAUGGCAGAAGAGGCAAACCUGGAGAAGACAAGAGCGCUGGUGCAGUGUGAGCACUUCCACAAUGAGCUGACUAGACAGAGGGAGAGGCUGGAGAGAGAGCUGGCAUCUGAACAGGAGAAGAUCUCCCAGGCCAGGGAGGCAGCACGACUAGAGAGCAAGAAAGAGAAAGAAGAGCUCGUCCAGACUGUGUCCAGUCUCUCUCAGAGAGUGGCUGAAUUGGAGGGUCUGCUGGAGAGGGGAGAGAGAGACCGGAACUCACUCAAUGGCCAGCUGGAGGAAGCUUAUAAGAAGCUCACAGCACAGGAAACGGAAAGCAGCAAGGUGUGUGCGGAGCUGCGUUUUCUGUUGAGCCAGGCCCAGCUGAAGAAAGAGGAGUCAGAGAGAGGGGUGAGAGACAUCAGCUCCAAACUGGGACGUCAGCUAGAACUGGCAGAGCAGGAAGUACAGAAGUUGGGUGUGGAGCUGAACGGUUGCCGGCAGCGUUUGGAGGAGGCCCAGAGGGCAGAGGGCCGAGCUCGGGCGGAGGCAGCCGGCCUGGCUGAGGGGCUAAGCCGCGCCCAACGCCAACUGCACCUCACCAGGCAGGAGAAGGAGGCGGUAGAGCGCUGCUGUGGAGAGGACAUGGCCGCUCUGACCUUCCAGGCACAGCGGCGCGAACGUGAGCUGACACAGACGAUCCAGCAAAUGGAGGCGCAGCACGAGAGGAGUGUCAGAGAAACAGAUGCUCUUCUGAGUGCUCAGAACAGCCUGAUCGGGAAACUGAAGGAAGAGUGUCAGACGCUCGGGGCAAAGCUGGAGGAACUGGCCCAGAGCAGCAGAGCGGAGAUCGAGGAGUUGUCUCUGGAGAAAGAGCACCUGCAGGAGAGCGCUGAGAAACUUCGAGGUCGUUGUGAAGAGAUGGAAGAGCAGUGUGUGCAACACGGGAGGAUGCACCAGCGCAUGAAGCAGAGACUGCAGCAGCUGGACCAGCACUGUCAGGCCAGUUCCCAGCAAGUGCUUCAGCUCCUCAGCCGACAGAAGCAGCUCAUGCAGGAGCGCCAGCAGCUCGCUCACGACGUGCACCACCUGCAAGCCCAGUAAAAUGUGACCUGCAUCCACAGAGAGAGAGAGAGAGAGUAGUGCACACAAGCAGCACAGCAGCUGGUAGCCAUGGCUGCACAUCACGCUAGACUAGGCACCCACAGAUGCUCAUCCAGAUUGCUGCUAGAGGCACGUCAGCAACAGACAGCGAAUCGCCGAAUGCUGACAUUCGUUGGAGAUUAUUGCAAAUGGAGUGAUGCUCCGCAAAGCGCGGCCGCUUUCGGCUCUGUUAAUACUACCAUGCUGUUGUUUUGUUAUUAGAGCGAGUUAGUAAUUCAGACUCUCCCUCUGAGCAUUUGUGUAAGAACACCCACAUGCUGACCGCUCAGACUGCGUCCUGCUCGCGCUCACAGCUCAUUAUACAAGGCCAAUUAGGAAUUAUACUAGGCUGUUUGAAAUAAAUGAAAGCGUUGUAUGAGACAGAAGACAGAAGUGUGGUUCAUUCCUCUUCUGUCGAGAUGAUUAGAGUAGUUUGCAGUACUUGUCAACAUGGUGGUGUUGGGUUUCUUUCUGAGGCUCCAUUAUGGUUGUCCUGUGUGUGUCACU
Messenger RNA from Carassius auratus (goldfish), 2758 nucleotides. Its product is annotated as SHH signaling and ciliogenesis regulator SDCCAG8. The record is from RefSeq and is a predicted model, not a curated record. The coding region runs from base 137 to 2212 and encodes 691 amino acids. Gene Ontology annotation, cellular component: centriole; centrosome. Gene Ontology annotation, biological process: centrosome cycle; establishment of cell polarity; neuron migration. Lineage: Eukaryota; Metazoa; Chordata; Actinopteri; Cypriniformes; Cyprinidae. The transcript is spliced from 18 exons.